AAGCUCGCAAUCGCAUGCUGCGAUUACUGCGCGUCUUGUUAUUGAAAAAAUCGGAUUUAAAAUCAUUGAAUUAAUCUCGAACUUAAUAUUACUUACAUUAACCAACAGAAACAUGAGUUCCGACACCUUGAACAUAAGUCGUCGAAAGCUCAACGAAGUGCUUGGCGAAAAAUCAACAAAAUACUUCCAUCAUAUGAAACAGUGGUUUCGCAUGAAACUCACCAAAGAAGAAUUCGACACCGAAGCUCGAGCCCUGUUAUCUUCAGACCAAGUCCGCUUCCACAACGAGUUUUUACUAGCAUUGUUGAACAAAGUGGAAGGUUUGGCGGAGACAUCUAUUAAUAUAGCGCAGGAGAAAGCGAGCUCCCAUAAUAGGAAUAGUCGUCGGCAUAAGCGAAGUUCGCGUACGUCGGAGAAGUCGAAUUUCGAACCGGCGGAUUUGCUGGAAUAUUUGCCGCCGAACUCACCACCUGGUGCGGGCAGUGAUGGAGCUCUGAAAUAUGCAGCACAGGAAAUCUUCCUCCCAGACCACGCAUUAGUCGUUGGCCGUUUCAUGCUAGCAGCAUGGGAACUCGGCCUUGAAGGUGCUGACGACGAAGCAGCCGACCUAAUUGUAGUCGCCGUCCAAAACUUCCUUAAAAACAUAAUCUCAGCCGUCGUAACACAACGGAAAGGUUACAAACAACGUAAUCAUUUCAUGUAUGAUGUAGGUGGUGAUAUGCCUAAUAUGUGGCUGCGGAAUACGGCGAAGUUGUAUGAUCCGCAGGGCGAUGGAAGAGUGGAGGUUGAUGAUGCGGUGGACGGGUUGGGGCCUCGGUGUCCCCCGACUAUUGAUGAGGUUGAGCAUGCUACGGCUUAUGAGAUUGCUUGCAGUGUGCCAAACCAAUCGCCAAAUGAAGACAAAUUAACAAUAGACGAGUUCUACAACACACUCCUGACACACAGAAAUGUGAUAGCCAGCCAUUCAGUAUAUGCAGUCAAUAUGGAGCGUCUAGCCGUCAUGCUAUCCCAUCCUAGCUAUUGAUAAGGAGGCAAAGAAGGCCCGCAAAAAGGUAGACCACAGGUCUUAAGGCACUGUUGAAUGCAGAGACUGGAUCCUUAGGGGAAGGCCUAAGACAAUGAACAGAAAAUAUAUUUUAGCCCUUGACCGCCAAACACGUCAGCUGACGCGCGUGGUAACCCAAUAUAAAACUUCGUGCAUUCAGAUAAGGUUCAGAUAACGCACUGCGCACGAUAGGGGUGACAUUCAAAAGGAUUAAUAGCCUCCAUUUUGUUGCUGAUUACGAAAAUAGGUUACCAAAUGGGACUGAAAGUAUUGUUUAACUUAACCGUCCAAGUUAUUGGCCAUAGAGUUGACACACAGACACAUUCAGUAAGUUUACGUCGUCAAUUUGGAACGACUAGCCAUCAUGCUGAACCAGUGGGACUUAUUUAAGUUUAUGAUGAUGAUAAACACAGUUAUAUUAUGUCGGAAAACUAUCGAAAAAUUAAGUUACGAUCUAUCAAAAAAAACUAAAUAAACACUUAUUGAAGUUAAUUCUGUACAUUUUUUUAUUACACAAUUAUGUAGCACCCCAUUAGUUUUUAUUAUGAAUAAAUU
Molecule: messenger RNA, 1600 nt
Organism: Cydia strobilella
Lineage: Eukaryota; Metazoa; Arthropoda; Insecta; Lepidoptera; Tortricidae
Product: transcriptional adapter 1-like
Exons: 3
Coding region: 113-1024 (303 amino acids)
Biological process (GO): regulation of transcription by RNA polymerase II
Cellular component (GO): SAGA complex
Molecular function (GO): transcription coactivator activity
Source: RefSeq, a predicted model, not a curated record